GCUUCCUCGCGGCAGUAUUGGCCGCGUUCUCCGUCACGUUCGGACUCGAUUAUUCAUUGUCAGUAUUCCUUUUACGCGCGACCAGUGUCCAAAAAUCUUUUUACAAAUAUUGUGACGUUAAUUUACUUCUUUCUUUCUUCCGUCACGAUCGCAAUAUAUUUUGCGAAUUUGUGAUUAUUUCGGAGAGUCUAUAGUGUUUUCUUAUUAUUGAUUUAAUUCUAUGAAAAAAAAAAUCUGAAUUUGAAGCUUGAAACGGAAAAAAUUUUUUUCCCCACCGAUGUGCCGUGCGUGCUAAAACGGUGCCUCCCGUUCGCCGAACCCAAGUGAAGACACUUCGGGUUUACGGCCCGCUACAGCUGCCGCUCAUCAAAGCCGAAGACGCGGGUCGAUCUGAAAAUACGUAGCGAAUGGAAAACGGAGGAGUGGCGUCUCGUGCAAAUAAUGUAAAGAGGACUCGGAGACCCCGAAGCGAGAUCAUCGGAAGUAUCAGGAGUAUCCCACAGACAAUCUCACACGCUCAUCCUAGCGAUGCGACAUUCCACGCUGAUCCCGCGUAAUCAUUGACAAUCGGCAAGAUGCGAAGCGAGGUGGGCGAAUGGCUAGCCACGUGCGUAGGUUCACCGAUAUGCAUUCUGCUGUUGUCAUGGUCCCUAUUGAUCUACCAGAAUCAAUCAUCAUCCGCGAAAAGAAGAAUCGACGUGCUGACAGUCGCGAUUCUCUCUCAAAGUCUCGCGCAUCAAUUAGGACUGCUGCUGUAUGCGAUUCUCACCUUAAUUCGUCCAGCGAAUCACUUUGGAGAAUUAUGCUCGACAUUGGUAUGGGUGCUGAACUCGUCGAGCAUCCUCCAGGAGUUAACCCUGACAUCGAUCGCCGUGUUCGCGGCUAUCAGCAGCCGCGAUAACGCUAUCAAUCUCACCAAGAAUCAUUUCAAGUACCAUCUCGUUAGCCUGAGCGUAAUCAGCGCCUGCAUCGGCGUCACCGGCGUCCUCAACUUCGAGCCAGAAGUCUGUGUCUUCCUGGCCCACGAGAUCUCCUAUAAAUAUGGCAUCUUCGUCAAUUCGCUGAGGGGUCUGCUGGCCCUUACAUCUUUCUUCGCCGUGCUGAUCGCGCUCUUCAGGAACGUCUGUCGGUCGCCGACCUCUGAACUGCUCAAGUCAGUCUCGGACCUGUCGGAGGCGAGCUCGAAGAACUCCUCGGGAGCGUUCGAGUGUCAACCGCAACACUGGGAUCCCUCGAGCGGAUCGUGCACCAGUGGCUCGACCAACAGCAGAGCAUGCUUAAGGAAGAAGAAGGUACAAGUGGACGAGGCGAGCGGCAAAUCCACCGUCUACAGCAUACUCUUCGUCUGCUACAUCUUCGAGCACCUACCCAUUCUGAUUAUCUCCAUCAGACCGAGCCUCCUGAAGAACUUUUGCACACCCCAGAAUCUGGCGACCUGGCUCCCGUUGAUGAAGGACACCCUGCUUCCGGUUUUCCUGGCUCUCUUCGACAAGAUGUUUUGCCGAUACGUGGCCAAGGUGUACACAAAGCAGGAUCACGUGAGAAGGCUAUCGCACGGCGGAAUAGACGGUAAAUUUCGACACUUUGAGCAGGACACCGAGUACAAGCUACAAUUGAACCUGAAUCACGGGCUCAAGUUCCCCCUGACCAACGGAAGCCUCUACGGACGGUUGCACAGCCAUCAGAACAGAGGGAAAACCGGCACGAUCAACAUGGGAAUUCAGCAGCACUAUCCCAGGACGCAAUCCGUUAACGAGGACGGCAAUUACGCGUCCUUACCGGCGGAAUUGUCGUCCUUGACGAGUUCGACCUUCGAGCCGCGUCAGGAUAAGAUUGCCGAGGCGUCGUCGAAGCGAAACCCGACGCAGGAAUCGCAGCAGCAGCAGCAGCAGCAGCAGCAGCAUAGCAGACGACCAAGACCGAACGAGAGCCUGCACGAGAUCGCCGGUAAUCGUAGGAAGAUCGGCAGCACCGACGUUUUCGGGCAGAACAUGGAGAACCUGGUGCAGCUCGAGGAUCCAGCGUGCAACCAGUGGAAGCACCAGAUCGCCAAGGACGAGAUUCGCGAGGAAUCGUUCAGGCGACACGCUAGGAGCGUCCUAGGCCUCGAGAGUCUGAUCGCCGGGCUGGAGGGCGAUCUUCAGGAUCAGCAUUAUCCUAGAAACCUUCUGCGCAGGAAUCAAAGCUUCGACCACGCCAGAUAUCACCGACCUAUGCUCGACACAAGGACCUACAAUUUGAAGAAGGGCGAUCACGCGAAAGAAGGUCUUCAACAGAAUCUUCAUCAGAAUCUCCUUCAGAGACGAGAUAGUCAGGGACUUUGCGACGGAUACGACAGCUCCGAUGACGAGAGUUGCGAUCUGGAGAACGGUGACUUUGACACUAUGAGCUCGUGCAGGAGUAGAAGCAGGAGCUGUUGUUCCGUCACCACAGUCGCCAAUGAUGAUUUCGAAUACUUCCAACGUAAAGGAAUCAAGGUAGAGCUACUGCCCUCGAAGCGUGCCGGCGGCGGGGAGGUAAAGGUCAACAUGCGAUCUUUCACGCCGCGUAUCAUAGAGAAUGGCGUGGAGGAUCGCGAGGAAAGCAAGAAGCAACGCGAUAGCAACGUGAGACUGAUCGACAGCACGAGACCCAGCAUACAAUCCUAUCAGUUGAAGGCUAAGAAGAUCGGCCUCGGUUACUCGAUGAACGACCUGGAUAAACUGACAGUCGUCAAGAAGCUGCCGAAUCUCUCGAUGGAGAGCCUGAAGAGCAUCCUGAAGAACUCGGGCGUGAGCUAUCUCGACAAUGGUGACAUAUGCAAACAUGACAUUGGCGGCUCGGCGCCCGACUUCAAGAAGAUUUUUGUCACCGAAUUCAUAUGAGAUUUAUAUACAAUAUGUUUAGAAAGACUGUAUCGUUUGUCCUUGUGAUGUAGCAGCGACACGUUCGUAAAUCAUCGAAAUUUCUUUCACUGCGAGCGUUAUCAUUCUUAUCCAGAGCAGAGAGGCAUUUUUUAUGUGUGAUUUUAAAAACGUCAUUAUAUGUAUAAUAGAAUUUUAAAGGAUUGAGCUGAAAUAUUUACAUUCGUAUGACAAUCUUGAUUUAUUAAUAUAAUAGAAAAAAUAAUCGUUAUAUGAAUAUUAAGGGCCUAGUCUACUUUAGAGACAAAAAAAAUUUUUUUCUAAAAGAACGAUACCUGAAGAAUAUAUUAUUCAAAUUUUAUUGAAGAAUUUGCAAAAUUGACUAAGUUUUAAUAAUAAGAUCGCACGCGUUUUUUUCAAAUAAAUUUGCAACUUUAAACGUAUUUUUCUCGAAACAUUGUUUUCAAAGUUGAUGUAACAGAUAUCUUGAGAACUGAGGAGAUGACUUCAAUUUUUUUUUUUUUAAUAAAAGAAAACACUUUUUUUGGGGGGGAGGGAUUGAACCUAAUUAGAAAUUAAAAAAAUUAAUAAUUAUUAUUUUUCUAACAUUUAUCAGAAAUAACUAAAUUUCAGCAAAAUUGAUGUAUCUAAUUUUAAAAUAACACUACUUUAUUAUUUUUAAAUUUUUUUCUAAUGAAAUUAGAUUUAUUAUUCUUAAAAUAUUUAGGGAAUAAAAUUAGACCGAGUUUUUCAUUUCAAACAAUUAGACGAGGGGCAGCAUGUCAUUGAACUAUGCAUUGACAAAAAAAUUCUAAAUAUCCAAGAUUUAAAAAUAUUAACAUAUUGUUUAAGUACCAAUCAAUAAAAACAUAUGUAAAGCGGCAAAAAAUCAAUUUCUAAUAUUCUUAAAAAAAUAUUCUUAAAAAUUAUAAAUUUUUCAUACUGCUAGAAUAUCCUGGCUUCUUAAUGUAAUAGACAAAAUAAUUGAUAUGAAUUAUUAACAACCACCACAUGUUUUCAAGAAAAACUGUCUUUUUCUCAUUCUUGUAAUAUAAAUUUUCAAUCUUAUAUGUAAACAUGUUUUUCUAAACGCGUCGCAUUUGCUGCCUCGCGACUUAUUCAUUCCAAGCUGUCAUCGAUGAUUUACGGACGAACGUAAAUGUAAUUAUCGUAGAUGCUCGCAUGCACGCAGCGUUACGUGCUUAUUUUUGUAUAAAGGCUGCUGUAAAAUACGUAGCGGAUUUGUUUCUCGAACGGAGAAUCGAUUAUAUGAACGUUACUUGUACAUAUUUUGUAUAUUUGUAUCGUAAUAUUUAAUGUAGCGAUUAUGUAUAUACAAUUAUAUGAGCGUCGCGGAAAAACGGCGAUCGGAUUGUGUAUAAAUUAAUUGCAAAUAUAUUUUAUUUUUGGGUUUAUACGUAAGAAAA
Molecule: messenger RNA, 4270 nt
Organism: Cataglyphis hispanica
Lineage: Eukaryota; Metazoa; Arthropoda; Insecta; Hymenoptera; Formicidae
Exons: 8
Coding region: 576-2864 (762 amino acids)
Source: RefSeq, a predicted model, not a curated record